Messenger RNA from Exophiala dermatitidis NIH/UT8656, 522 nucleotides. RefSeq lists its product as uncharacterized. The transcript is spliced from 5 exons. The record is from RefSeq and is a predicted model, not a curated record. Gene Ontology annotation, molecular function: fatty acyl-CoA hydrolase activity. Lineage: Eukaryota; Fungi; Ascomycota; Eurotiomycetes; Chaetothyriales; Herpotrichiellaceae. The coding region runs from base 1 to 522 and encodes 173 amino acids.
AUGGCGGCAUUGAAGUUCGUGCGAUCGGUAUGGGAGUCGUUUCGUGCCACUUCGGGCGUGGAGCCGCGGUUGAUUGACGGCUUGAAAAUAACAGCCGCCGAGCCCGGCAAAGUCAACUUCGAACUACCCAUUGAGAAGCAACACACGAACCGAUUAGGCAUAUUACACGGUGCGACCCUUGCGACGAUAGUCGACACCAGCGGAUCCCUUGCUCUCGCUUCUCGCGGCCUUUAUUCGACAGGUGUUUCAACGGAUCUGAGCGUGACCUACUUGAACUCGGGCGGAAAAGUAGGCGACCUGCUCAAGGGUGAAGUGGUCUGUGAUAAAUUUGGAAAGACACUCGCGUAUACUGCGGUCAGGUUUAUGAACAAAAACAACGAAAUCGUGGCCCGGGGAAGCCAUACAAAGUUUGUUGCUGCCGCUUGGAAGGAUGAGCGCAAUAUCACCGACCAGUUGAAGCCGGAGGUAAGCGAGUCGCAGGCAAGCGAAGCAACUAGGACAAGCUUUCCGAAGGUCAAAUGA